Topomyia yanbarensis is the source of this 4266-nucleotide messenger RNA. It is a transcript of the gene mtRNApol, whose product is annotated as DNA-directed RNA polymerase, mitochondrial. The coding region runs from base 112 to 4068 and encodes 1318 amino acids. The transcript has 6 exons. Gene Ontology annotation, molecular function: mitochondrial promoter sequence-specific DNA binding; DNA-directed RNA polymerase activity; protein binding. Gene Ontology annotation, cellular component: mitochondrial DNA-directed RNA polymerase complex. Lineage: Eukaryota; Metazoa; Arthropoda; Insecta; Diptera; Culicidae. The record is from RefSeq and is a predicted model, not a curated record. Gene Ontology annotation, biological process: mitochondrial transcription.
GCUGUCAAUCUCAUUUUGUUUUGUCCUCUUCGGUGUUUUCUCUGUUUUCAUUAAUAAAAUGUGCUCGCGAUUGUAAUCUGAUUAGUUUUAAAUUUGAAAAGUUGCACCAGAAUGUACAGAAUAUCUAGUUUGAAGGGAUGUUUUAGAAACAAGAACAUAUUACUACCCAACAAAUGCUUUGGUUUACGGCUCAAUCCGGAACUGAUUCGUUUUCAGAAAUUUUCUCAUUUAUGUAACCAUCAGCACGGAUCAACAGUGCAAAGACUGCCUUUAAUUUUACACGAAAUAUUAACUAUCAAAGCUGAUAUCAUCAAACGUGUUCAUUCAUCUACUCCAACGCCAGAAAUGCUAGAUACCCUGAAGAAGAAAAAGCGCAAGAAAGCAAGGAAGUUUGCCGAGCUCUUAACAGUUGAUGACACAUCUACAAAACAUACUAAAGCGUCUGUCCAGCAAUUAAAGGCCCAGAAAUUGUCUGACUUUAUCAAUGAUCACAUCUCGCACGAAUUGAUCGCUGCCCAAAUCACAAAAUCAGCAAAAAUGAAGAGUAUUAUUCCGGAAGAUAUGGUAGACCUCCCAAGCCAUAGAUUUGAAGCAACCCCAGUGAUUUUUAUUGGAGAGAACAUGCAGGAAAUGAACCUUCCUAAUGAAACACUUGCGGAAAUUUUAGAAAGCUAUCGAGUGCUAAAACAAAUUCAGAGCAAGCAGCCCAAUAAUUCAAGUUGUGUUGAACAAGUAACAGAGGAGGAGUUUCUAGAAACAAGUGAUGUGCUGGUCGAGGAAGAAAUGGCAGAAAUACCCAUCACUUCGAAAACGAAAGGUAAAUCUAGGAAACGUAAAGAACAUGCUAGAAAAAGCAAAACCAAAAAGGCCGAUGAGAAAAAACAUAAUGAAAAAUCUCCAGAAGAAUUACUAGCCCGUCAGAAAAGUUUCCACAUAACGCUCACGGCAUAUCUGGAUAUUUGCCUAGCAAGUGGGAUGAUCAAUCGUGCCUACGCGACUGUUCUGAAUUACCGAUGUAAGCGAAACAGACAAGAUAUAAGCAUCGAUAUCUACAAUAUGCUUCUCCACGGCUACGCAGAAAAGGGUAACAUUCUUAAAAUUAAAGAUAUUUUAAAGAUUAUAAAUGAAGAUGGUAUCGAUCCGAACCCGCAAACGUAUGCCGCUAUUUUUGAGUGCCUCGGUCGGUUAGAAACAACUGCAGAACUUAAAACCGAGGUGAACGCAUAUCUGAUGGAAGCGGAGGCCAAAGGUAUUAAUAUGAAUGAUAUAUUGGAUUGUAGUAAGUUUACGACCGAUCAAAGAGAAACAGUACUUAGCAUAUUUCAUGAGAUAAACCCUGAAUUCUGCCCUCGAUACACGCCGCCGGCUUUAAAUUACGAUAAUCAUUUGUUGAACCCACUAAAUGAGCACGUUAAACCAAUAGGUGCAUCUAGUGGCUUCGAUAAUUCGGAUGCAGGAUCAGAAAUCAUGAACUCAAAGGCUGGAUUCACGCGUGAGGAGUUGGAGCAACUCGCUAGGGAGCAGAUUGAAAUGGAGUUAAAAGGACAUCUCACAGUGAAGAGUAUCCAAAAGUUUCCUGAACCGAACGCUACUGUGAAAAAAUAUCGUAAAGAAUUGGAGGAACUUCGUAAAGCGUGGGCUAAACAGAUUACAAAGGCCUUCCAUCGCGAUGUGAACUCAUUGAAAGCGGUAACAGAAUCGAAAUCAAACAGAUCAAUUAAUCUGUUCCCAUAUCUGAAAGCCCUUACAGUUGCACAGUACACGGAUAUACUUCUCAAUGAGGCCCAGCAGCUAGUGGAGGGAUCCGACACGUUCAGUGUCGCUGUGGCGCACCUCUACAGGGAACUUGGCAGUCAGGUGGAGGCACGCUAUCACAUUGAGCAGAAACGUAUGAACGGAGUACUGGAUAAAACGUGCGAGAUUUAUAACUUGUACUGUGAUGCAUUAGCAAAAGGUAACUCCAGCGAUAAUCCGCGACAACUAUGGCAACGUUUGGUUCACGAGUGUCGACAGGAUGGCCCAAGCAUGAAUAUUACAAGUAUUGCCUGGCCACGAGCUGCCGUUUUCGGUGUGGGGAAAUUCCUUUAUAACAUCAUGAAAAAUGAUCUUAAAAUCAAUGUGCAUGCAGCAGCCCCUGGAAAUCGCCCAGUAAAAAAUGUGCCCGCAUUUUAUUCGCUGUAUCGUUAUGAGUCUAAAGCUGCCAAGGAACAGAUCAAACCACAUCCGGUGUUGGUUAAACUGCACCGUAAAUCACAGCAAGAUACUUUAAACUUCGAUAUCGGUCUUGUUCCAAUGCUAUGCCCACCUCAGCCCUGGAGUACACCGGUUAAUGGUGGCUAUAUCUUGGCGAAAUCAGAACUUAUUCGGCUACCACACCAAGCACAUCAGCAAUCUGAGAGGAUUAAUGAAGCCAAACUAACGGAUAUAUAUCCUACACUAGAUUCUCUGAAUCAGUUGGCCAGUGUACCUUGGGAAAUUAAUGCAAAUGUGCUGGACGUAGUGUUAGAAGUUUUCAACAGAGGGGGAAAUGCUAAACUCGAUGUUCCUGAACCACCCAGUUCAUUGCCACCAGUUACCGAAACUAAACCUCGUAGUGAAAUGACAAACUACGAUCGUUUCAAUAUGAUGCGACAAAAAAUGAACCAUCGGCGGAAACAAGGCGAUAUGUAUAGCUUGUGGUGUGACGCGUUGUACAGGCUUUCGUUGGCCAAUCAUUUCCGAGAUAAAGUAUUCUGGUUGCCUCAAAACAUUGACUUUCGCGGCCGUGUUUACCCAAUACCACCCCAUUUGAACCAUCUUGGGCACGAUCUAGCCCGAUGCCUUAUGGUGUUCCAUCAGAAGAAACCGUUGGGACCCGAUGGUUUCAAUUGGCUUAAGCUGCAUUGCAUUAACUUGACCGGAUUGAAAAAGCGAGACUCAAUUCAAGAUCGUCUGCGAUAUGCCGAUGAAAUAAUGGAUGACAUACUAGAUUCAGCGGAUAAGCCACUAACGGGUCGAAUGUGGUGGACUAAUUCGGAUGAACCAUGGCAAACUUUGGCAUGUUGCAUGGAAAUCGCUAAGGUUUCUCGGUGCCCCAAUCCUGCUGAAUAUCUUUCGAAUUUUCCCAUUCAUCAGGAUGGUUCGUGUAAUGGUCUUCAGCACUAUGCGGCACUCGGACGUGAUACUCCGGGUGCCAUCAGUGUGAAUCUUUCCACGUCCGAUGUACCUCAAGACGUGUACAGUGCAGUAGCUACAUUAGUAGAAGAAAAUCGAGCAAAAGAUGCCGAAAACAACAAUGAGGUUGCUCAAGUUCUUGAAGGCUUUAUUAAACGAAAAGUGAUCAAACAGACCGUGAUGACCACCGUGUACGGUGUUACCCGCUUUGGUGCCCGAAAGCAAAUAGCUCGUCAGCUGGAAUACAUCGAUGAAUUCCCUAAAGAUUAUGUUUGGCCAGCAUCCAGUUACCUGACGCUCAAAACGUUCAAUGCUCUUAGCGAAAUGUUUACAUCGGCGAAAGAAAUUCAAGACUGGUUCACAGAUUGUGCACGACUAAUUUCCGCAGUGCGAGCACAAAACGUCGAAUGGGUCACUCCUCUCGGAUUACCAGUGGUACAACCUUACAAUCGCGCAGAUAAACCUGUUUCCUACAAAUCAAAAUCUAAACUUCCCGAGCACUUUGUUAUGGACUUGUACGAUAAACCUAACAUUAUGAAGCAGAAAAAUGCAUUCCCUCCCAACUUUGUACAUUCGCUUGACUCUAGCCACAUGAUGCUAACUUCGCUGUACUGCGAGCGUGCCGGAUUAACGUUCAUUUCCGUACACGAUUGUUACUGGACUCAUGCCUGUACGGUAGCUACGAUGAAUAAGAUCUGUCGUGAACAGUUUGUUGCGUUACACUCCAAACCUAUACUAGAAGAUCUCUCAAAACUUCUGAUGCAAAAGUACAGUUUCAAUGAAAGUGAAAUCACCGACGACGGUUCCGUAAUUGAUUUAACUAAACGCAAGCUAAAUCUGAUUCUACAACAAUACCCCGAGAAGGGAGACUUUGACCUGCGGCAAGUGCUGAACUCUGUGUAUUUUUUCAGCUAAACAAUGCUGCUCCAACAAUCGGGCCGCUGCAAGUCUAGUCAAAAACGAUUCGGGAGUGAGUCGGUAGAAUAAUUGUUUUACCCUGAAUAAAGUUUACAGUGUACUUUGUGAUAAGCGAUUUUCCGGAUAUGUUAUUUUUGCCAUACAACAGGCAAAAUCGAGUACAAAACAAUGAAUUAAAAGACGAUUUGUCGUUGA